Molecule: messenger RNA, 1780 nt
Organism: Chrysoperla carnea
Lineage: Eukaryota; Metazoa; Arthropoda; Insecta; Neuroptera; Chrysopidae
Product: serine/threonine-protein kinase pelle-like
Exons: 2
Coding region: 194-1780 (528 amino acids)
Biological process (GO): protein phosphorylation; signal transduction
Molecular function (GO): protein kinase activity; protein binding; ATP binding
Source: RefSeq, a predicted model, not a curated record
CCCAACUAUAUUUUAUAUAUGGUUUAUCCAUUAAAAAUACAUUUCACAAGUAUUCGUGCUGUUUUUUGUAGAAUUAUUCUUUCUCGGUGAAUUCUAUUCGAAUUAAAGUAUAAUGUUGGGUUAUAAAAAACAGUAGUUGAAAGAAAUCGGUUUAUAUACUUUUCCUUUAAUCAAAGCUCUUAAAUAUUUUGAAAUGGAGAAAGAAGAAUAUAUAUACAAUUUAUCACCAACAAUACAACGAAAUUUGUGCCAAAUACUAGAUCAAAAUGAUAUUUGGGAAAAAUUGUGUAUAGAAAUGCAAUAUAAUAGCGCAACAUUAGAAUUGAUAAAAAAGGAAAAAUCAAACGGUAAAUCACCAACGAAUGAGUUAUUAAUACAAUGGGGAAGUCAGUUAAACCAUACAAUAACCGAAUUAUUCCAUUUACUAAGCAAACUGAAAUUGUAUUCAGCAAUGAAUUUGUUAAAGUCGUACGUUCAUCCUAAAUUUCAUCGCAUGAUUCGCGAAGAAGGUGAUUUGGUACAAAAAUUUCGAGACAGUGUAAAAAUCAAUAACAAUGAAAAAGAAAUUGAAGCGUUACAAAAUCGAAUAGCUACAUCUAAAAAUGAAAUACGAUGUAAAUGUCAAAAAAUGAAAGAAAUUCCCCAAACGUAUGAUACAAAAGAUGAUAAUUUCUCAACAUCGGCUAGUGAUGAUAAAAUUCAAAAUGUGAAACCCGAAGACUUAACACCAGCAUCAAGAGAUACGCCAAUUGUGAAACCGGAAGUGUUAACACCUCAUAUCGAUUACAAUGAAUUAACUGAGGCUACGAAUAAUUGGGAUCCGAAACUUAUAUUGGGUAAAGGUGGUUUUGGUACUGUUUAUGAAGGAGAAUGGAAGUGGACAAAAGUUGCAGUAAAACGUUUACAAACAAAUUCCAAACAAGAUUUACGUAUAGAAUUGGAACAAUCGCUACGCGAAUUAAUAUUUUUAAACCAAUAUAAACAUGACAAUAUUUUAUCGGUGUAUGCUUACAGUAUGAGUGGAGAUUUCCCGUGCUUAGUUUAUCAAUACAUGCCUGGUAAUAACUUAGAUAAAGUUCUUCAUCCAAAGAACAACGAAACAGAUAAGUUACACGAAGGAAUCGAAUUAUCUCCUAAAACAUUUCACUGGGCAAGAAGAUUGAAUAUAGCAACAGGUGUUGCGCGUGGAUUACAUUUUUUACAUACUGUGGGUGAAAAACCUUUAAUACAUGGUGAUAUUAAACCAGCGAAUAUUCUUUUAGAUUCGUGUAACCAACCAAAAAUUGGUGAUUUUGGCUUAGCACGCGAAGGCCCUAAAAAUGGGUAUACACAUAUAGAAGUAUCCAGAGUAUUUGGUACUAAACCUUAUUUACCUAGUGAUUUCUUACGAAAUAAGCAUAUGUCGACUAAAGUUGAUACUUAUAGCUAUGGUGUUGUACUAUUUGAAAUAUGUAUAGGUUUAAAUGCAUAUAUACCUCCACCCGUUUCCAAUCCAAACGCUUGUAAGUAUUUAAAAGAUUAUGUGUUGGAGAAUGAAAACAAUAUUUUGGAAUUAAUUGACAAACGUUGUCCUAGUGAAAAUUCAUACAUUUAUCCAAUUUUAAUGAAUAUUGGUAAGAGAUGUGUUUCAAUUAAAGCUAAAGAUAGGCCUGAAAUGAAAGAAAUUUUGGAAGAAUUGAGUAAUUUUAAGUGUGUUUUAACUAAAGCUGAAAAUAGGCCUGAAAUGAAAGAUAUUUUGGAAAAUGAAUUGCUUAGAAAAAUUGGAAAUUUAACAGUAUGA